CCCGUUCCAAUGCUAAUACUGAUGGUAAACCAAAGUGACUAUUAGCUACAGUCAAGCUGUGUCAUUGCUGCUGUCCUUCAUUGCGACCAGCGGCAACCACGACACUCCAGAUAUAGUAUAGGUCUACAAGACCAUACAUGAUAGACACAACGGAGUCGCCAUGGAUGAAAAGAAGCCUGACCCGGGAGCCGACGAGGUCAUGACCGGCAUCUCCCACCCCUACCCUUCCCCCACCGUCGAGACCACCGAUGCUCAGUUCUACCACAUCUCGGCCCAGAGGGACGGCGAGUUGGAGCACCAGGCCGUCCAGUCUGACGGAGCAGAUCAACCAGACGGCCUUCCCACUGUCACCGACCAUCAUGAAAACCACAACCUUCAUGAACUCCAAGAGCUACAAGACCCUGUCUCGCCAAAUCAGCACUCGCGACCGGGACCUUCGCUAAGUAGUGAAGAUUUGCAGCUUGCUGCCCAGUUGACCCAAGAUCUUGCCCCGGUCAUAGCUGCCGCCGCUGCUUCCCAUAACCAGGCUCAGGAAGAGCAGUUACAGGUCCCGGUUCAGGUUGGUGUGCCUGUCCAGACCGAGGAUGUGGACAUGCGGAAUGACACCGGCGACCCAGACCUCCAGGAACAACUCCAGGUCCAGUUGCAGAACCACAACCAUGAGCUUCAGAGCGUGAUGCAGUCCCAUGCUGAACAGCAGCAGCAGCAGCAACAGGAACAACAGCAGCAGGACCAAAAUAGUCAGCAGCAGGAGCAGCAAGAGCAGCAGCAGCAACAAUCACCUCAACAGCAGCAGGCAUCUCAAUCGUCACAACAGCAGCCUCAGCAACAGCAACAGCAACCCCAGGUCCCAGUACAGCCUCAUCCUCACUAUGUCCAGCAGCUAUCACAGAUGCAGCAGACACCUGGACCUACGACGGCCCAUCUGUCUACCCACAUCCCCAUUGACCAUCUCGCAGGCACUCACCCUCAGUAUGGCGCUGCUGUCCAGGAUAGCACUCCUCCCCGGAAGCGUAGCAAGGUGUCCAGGGCUUGCGAUGAGUGUCGCCGCAAGAAGAUCAAAUGCGACGCCCAAUCCGAAGUGUCCGACCAGCCCUGCUCAAAUUGUCGCCGGUCAUCUGCCCCAUGUCUCUUCAGCCGCGUUCCCCAGAAACGUGGUCCCAGUAAGGGAUACAUCAAGGAGCUGGCCGACCGCAUCAACACAAUCGAGGGUAAACUGACCGGUGCUGCCGUGCCUGAUCCCCUGGAUAGAAGGAGGACGACGCCUGCCGAGGCAUUUGGGUCCCCCAUCCCUGGCGAUGACGGGAGGAAGAGACCGUACUCGAGCAUCUCGAGCGAGACAUUUACUCCUCCAGCAGCCCACGAGCGGCUGGCGGGCUGGGGCUCGGAGGCUAAUCGGGCGCCGGAGCAUCGGCCCAUUCGUCCCUAUCAUCCGAAUUAUCCCCAGAUCCAUUCGGUAAAUGAUCUUGUGCCGAAGCCGCCGGCCAUGCCGCAGAGUCCCGAUGUGAAUGGAGGGCAAGUGCAGGUCUCUGAGGCUGCCGCUGAUGUGGCGUCGCAGGAUGGGUUGGCUAGCAAUGGUUUGUCUCAAGAACCGCUGGAGCAGGCAAGGGAGAUCUCUGAUGUUGCUUUUGAGUGCUACCUAAACUCCGUCCACCGGAUUUUCCCAAUCCUAGCCAGCAGGAAAGACCGCGUUCAUUCCAUGCUCUCACAAUGCCCUCCAGUCCUCCAAGAGGCCUUCUACCACGCUCUCUUCGCCAUGCUCAACCCCAUGCUCCCCGAGUCAGCCGGCCGCGAGAACUGCAACUCCUUGACCUCUCAUGGCCUUCUCAACGAGUGGGAUUCCCAGCCUCGCACAGUCUCGUCACCAGUUGCCGACCUUGUGUGCCUACAGACGCUCAUCAUGCUCAUCAUCGAAGCGGACUAUGGCGGCAUCAGCGCUGUUAAAGGCCAGCGGGGUGGUCCCAAGAAGCUUUCCCUGCUGGGCGAGGCGGUUGGCUUGGGUUACAUAAUGAAGUUGCACCUUGCGCCUCCUCCCGACGUCAAUCCGAAUAUGGACCUAGAUCUUGAUUCGGAGAAGAAUAUCGCGCUGAGAGCGUGGUGGACGCUGGUUGCCUUGGACCGCUGGAAUGCGGUGGGUACGGCGGCGCCGAGCAUGAUCAGCUCGGAUGUCGUGGUUACGCCGGGACUGAGGAACAUUAUGGGUGAUGUGGUUUACAACUACACCAAAAUAUCGUUCUUGUUGACACAGUUCAUCCCCUUGUUCCUGACCCUAUCCGCGCCAACGCCCUCGGACUUUGCAGCCUUGACGACCAAGAAGCCAUUGGUUGCAUCCCUCCUGAAUGCGCUGAUGGAAAGCUUCCGCUGGCAGUUUCCCGCUGAUCUCAUCACCUCCCCGUCUUCUGACCCAACCUUACUACUGGCCUACUGGCACAUACGUCUGCUAGCGGACCUGUGCUCAGGAGGAGCCAAGGCAGACUUUGCCCUCCAAGACUGCGCCAACAUCGUCGGCAUCCUUACCGGUAACCCAGAGCUGUUGACCCCGCUCAAUCACCACUUCAUCAGUCUGGUAUCCCUAGCGCUACUAGAACUCGAAAAGCUGGAGAGGACGAAAGACGAUGCGGGCCGCUUGCUGAAAGACCUGUUAGAUUUUAGAGUAGCAGCCAGUCCGUGGACCAGCGUGGUGCGGGAAAAGAUCAUGGGCGUCAGCUUGAUCAACAAGGAACGGAGCUCAACAGCCGUCGUUAACGGCAACCAUAACAAUACUGGUCCUUCGAAUCAGUCACAAGUCCAGAGUCAUCUUCAGGCCGUUCUCCAAAGCCAAAGUCUAAGCCAGCCACUACAGCAGCUUGCGGACUUGGCUACCGUGGCCGCUGGGGUGGAACAGAAUGCGAAUGACGCGAAUACGGAAAACAUGGUUUCUUCGGCUGCUGCUGUGGCUGCUGCGGCUGCGGCGGUUGCUGCGGCUGCUGCGGCGCAUCAUCAGCAACAGAACGUGGCGCUGUCAUCUGUUACUAAUUCUGCUUCGCAGGUUAUUCCAACUUCUCUUGGUCCGGAAGGGAAUGCUGGGCAGGCCCGCGGAGAAGCCAGUGCGGAUCGGGACGUUGACAUGGAUAUGGAGGGAGUUGCUACUGAUAGCAACGAGGAACGCCAUACUAAUGGCGCAGAGCACACUGAGCCUGAGCAGCAGCAGCACUUCAAAACGGAGUACAGGUCGGAUGAGGAGCACGAGUUCAAGACUGAACCUCAGCCUGAGACCCGACCAGAUGACCAUCACCAGUCCAGGCAACAACAGCAGCAAGCUGAGCAAGAGCCACAGCAUGUAUUGUCAGCAAGCUCAGUUGAUGAAAACAGCAUUGCUGGUCCAGGGCAGACGGACACUGCAUCCGCCCAGGAACCAGCACCGGAAGUACCUGCUCGGGAAACAGUCUCUUCAGGCACUACUGACUCUCAAAACGCCAACAAAGACGACAUCACCCCCAACGGUACCUCCGCCAGCCAAGCCAGCCUCACCGCAUCCCUCGCUCUCUCCCUUGGUUCCGGCUUCGGGUCCCUAGGCCUCAACACCGCCGAGAUCUACGAGCACUACCAGCGCCAGCAGCAAGAACUGCAAUUACAAAAGCAGGCCCAACAAGCUGUUCAACAAGCCACCCAACAAUCAGGAUCUCAAUCCCAGGUACAACCCCAAGCCGCCCAGCAGAACCCAUCACAGGAACAGCAGCAGCAGCAGCAGCAGCAGCAACACCCAUACCACCAGCGGUUUGAGCCAAAAGAGGCCACUUCUCAACAUCACUCUCAGCAGCCUCAACAACAGGUCCAGCAAAUCCAAGCCCAGCUUCAACCCCAACCUCAACCAGCGCAACCGCCCUCCGCUUCUUUACCCCUAUCGCAAGCCCAAGCACAAGCUCAACUGCAACAGGUGGUGGCGAAGCAGCAGCAAUUGGUCCUCCAAACCCUUCAGCAGCACCAACAGCAGUCCCAGCAGCAGCAACAACAACAACAAAAACUGUUUAGUAGGCCGUACGAGCCGGAGGUGUUUUUGAAGGCUGGGUAUUUAACUUGUUUUGGGGAUGACCCUGUGGGGUCAGAUGGUACCAGCAAUGGAAACGGGUCCGGCAGUGGGAAUGGGAAUGGAUCUGGGGCUACGAGCGGGAAUGGGAAUGUGACGGGGAAUGGAAACGGGACUUCGAAGUAGUAUUUUGAAAGUCCGACAACGGAUUUGACGCCGGAGGUUGUGGAUGUGGAUGUGGAUGUGGAUGUGGAAAUGGCGCACGAUAUAAGCUUCGUGCCUACGAAUCCCGAAGGUCAGGACAUUGCAACUGCAGGUUCUGAGUAUGGUCCUGUUACUCCUGGGUGUCAUCAUUAUCAGGGGACUAGGGCAGACGGUGGUGGUGCGAAUGGCUUGUGGUCGGACUGGUGUCGGUUGCUUGGGAACGAACAAAAUCCUGAAUUUGAGCGUCCGUUUAGACACUAACGAGGCGUCUCCUGAUUCUUAACACCAUUAAUCAUUGAACAUUUGUUUGCCUUGAGCUGUCACGGGGACCUUAUUUGGUGCUACACUGUUAUACCGUACUAGAGUCGAUCAGUAAUUCUACGCAGUUUACGAGG
Molecule: messenger RNA, 4605 nt
Organism: Neurospora hispaniola
Lineage: Eukaryota; Fungi; Ascomycota; Sordariomycetes; Sordariales; Sordariaceae
Exons: 3
Coding region: 161-4192 (1343 amino acids)
Cellular component (GO): nucleus
Molecular function (GO): DNA-binding transcription factor activity, RNA polymerase II-specific; zinc ion binding
Source: RefSeq, a predicted model, not a curated record